AUGGUGUCCAACUGGCUUGUCGACCCGUCCACGGGCAGCUACACGGCGUCCAUCCCCUCCCCGACAGGAAUCCCCGCCGACCCGGAACUGACAGCACACGGCGUCGACCAAGCCAAGGAGCUGGGCGCCCACCUGCUGACCGUUGACCCUUCAAUCGAAGCCGUCUACUCCAGCCCCUACUACCGCUGCCUGCAAACCAUUACGCCUUUCGUAGCCCUCAAGCAGGAACGCCUCAACCGCCUCGCGGGACAGGACGUUGGCGCCAACGACGCCGAGACUGUCACCAUCCGCCCCGAGCAUGGACUCUCUGAGUGGUAUGGUGCUGCACCCUUCGAGCACCCGACCCCGGCCUCGUCCGACGUGCUGAAGUCCAUGUUUCCUCACCUCGAUACCACGUACCAGAGUGCAGUCUUUCCCGCCCGCAAAGGCGAGACCAUCGCUCAAUUGCAUGACCGUAUUGCGGCCGCAGUCCAAGCCAUCAUUGACCGAUGCGACGCCGAGGGCAAGCGCGCCGUCGUCCUGUGCUCGCACGCUGCCUCCAUCAUUGCCCUUGGACGAGUGCUUACCGGCGUCAUGCCCGACAAUGUCGAUGUGGAGGACUUCCGAGCCUUUACCUGCGGCUUGAGCGUGUACCGGAGGAGAUCACAUUCUUCCUCGGCACAGACUUCAGGAACCCAAGGGCCGGAUUCGGACACCAGCUCAUGGAGAAACGGUCGGGGAGUUGGAGGUGGGUGGGUUUGCGAGCUCAACAGCGACUGCAGCUUCUUGAGCGGAGGAGAAGAGAGGGGAUGGUAA
This is a messenger RNA of Colletotrichum graminicola M1.001, 795 nucleotides long. Its product is annotated as phosphoglycerate mutase. The record is from RefSeq and is a predicted model, not a curated record. The transcript is spliced from 3 exons. Bases 1 to 795 code for a protein of 264 amino acids. NCBI's taxonomy places the organism in Eukaryota, Fungi, Ascomycota, Sordariomycetes, Glomerellales, Glomerellaceae.